AUGCGGAUUUUUUAUUGGAAUAUCCGAGGUGUUCGAAAGGCAGCGGCUUCUAGAGCGUUGCAUAUUUUUCUUCGUGAUCACUCCCCUGAUGUGGUGUGUAUUGCAGAGCCCAUGGUGGAUUCUUUUUCUUUCCCUGCUCGUUUUUUUAAUCGACUGGGAUUCAUGUCUGAAUUUAUCCAUAACUCCCGUCUUGAAAAAGUGCCAAACCUAUGGGUAGUCUGGAAAAAUUCUCUUGCGAGGCCUGUGGUGGUUCAGUCUUCAGAGCAGAUGAUUUCAGUUUCUAUGCAAUGGAAUGGUCAGCGGGUUGUGGUUUCUGUGAUUCAUGCUUCGUGUUUCAGGGCAGAGCGUAGGAAUCUUUGGGUGGAGAUGGGCAUUGUGGCUGCCCUGUUCUGUCCAUGGGUUGUUUUGGGGGACUUUAAUGCCACACUAUAUUCCCAUGAGAAGAGGGGUCCUGGUAGAUUCAAUGUGGGUUCCGCGGCAGAAUUCCAGGCCAUGGUGGAUGCUUGUGAUUUGAUUAGCUCUCCUUCCCAAGGAUCCAAUUUUACCUGGACAAACAAUAGAUGUAGAGGACAUGUGGCGGCAAGGCUUGACAGAAGUUUUUUCAAUGCUCAAUGGUUGGACGUUUUUGGUGAUUGUGGUCAGAAGGUGCUCCAUAGAUCAAUUUCAGAUCAUGCUCCAAUCCUUUUUUCCUCAGCAGCGAUUCCUAAGCCUCGAAAUGCCCCUUUCAGACUUCAUCGUUUUUGGAUGAAAGAGGAAUCCUUUGUGGACCUGACUUUCCCUAACUUCGAUGUAGCUCUUAAAGAUGCUACUGCAGAAGUGGAGGAAGUCCAGCGAACUAUUGACCAGAUAGGGAUGUCUGAUGAGUUAUACUCCAGAGAAGCAGAGGCGAAAUCUAAGCUCUUGAAAGCAGUGGAGAUGCACGAAAAGCUUUGGGCUGAAAAAGCUCGCUGCAAUUGGGCGAAACUUGGAGACCGUAACUCAAAAUUUUUUCAUCUAUCGGUUAAGGUGCGACGUAUAAAAAACAGCAUUCGUGCUUUGAAAAAACAAGAUGGUACAAUGGUCUCUGAGCCGCUGCAGAUGGCAGAAUAUGUGUCAUUUUUUUUUGAAAAUUUUCAUAAAGCGGACCAUUGCAUAGAUCAUAUGGAGCUGUUGCAGGUGAUUCCUAAUGAGGUGAAUAGCGAGGACUCUUCCAUAUUAGAAACUAUUCCUGCCAGAGAAGAGAUUAAGAAGGUGGUAUGGGGGUUGGAUCCAGAUAGCUCUCCUGGUCCUGAUGGGUUCCCAGGUGCUUUCUUUAAACAGUGUUGGGAGAUAGUGGGUGACGAUUUUUGUGGGGCUGUGAUUGCUUUCUUCCGCGGUGGGAAGCUUCCGAAUGGGGUAAAUAACAGUUUUGUGACGCUAAUUCCAAAGGUGGAGGGAGCGGUCUCUCUGGAUAAAUUUCGCCCCAUCUGCAUGGCAAACUUUUUCUGUAAAGUCCUAUCAAAGAUCAUGGCUGAGAGGUUAUCUUGCCUUCUUCCUCGAUUGGUGUCAGAUGAGCAAGGGGCGUUCCAGAAAGGUAAGAUUAUUUCAUCUAAUAUUGGAUUAGCCUCUGAGCUUACUAAUUUAUUACAUACAUCUGUCAGAGGGGGUGGCAUGGGUAUUAAGAUUGACGUGCAGAAAGCCUAUGACACAUUGUCAUGGGAUUUUCUUUUUGCGGUCUUGAAAAAAUUUGGCUUUUCGGAUGUUUGGUUAGCUUGGAUUCAUGAAAUUUUGGUUUCUUCUAGAAUUUCAGUUUUAUUGAAUGGUGGUCCAGUGGGUUUCUUUGGAGUUGAGAAAGGAGCAAAACAUGUUAGAUGUCUGAGAGAAUUCCUGAUUAAUUACCAAGAAUUUUCUGGCCAAAAAAUAAGCUUGGAGAAGAGUAAGGGAUGGCAAGGCAAACUCCUUUCAAUGGCUGGUCGUGCAGAGCUCAUUCGGUCUGUGAUCUUAGUGAAGAAAAUCACUGUGAAAUGGGAAGAGAUAUGCCGACCUAAGGAGGAAGGGGGUUUAGGUAUCAGGCGAUUGAGGGAUGUCAACUGUGCAGUGAUUAGCAAACUUGUGUGGCAAAUGAAGCAUGAAGGAUCUGCUUUUAGUUCCUUUUUGCGGGCUAGAUUUGUGAAUGAAGGUGGAGACCUCAAGAAGAGUUAUAGAGCAUCUUCAGUGUUUAAAGGAAUUGCGAAGAUGUGGAAUUUUGUAUCUCUAUCUGAGCGGUGGAUGGUGGGUACAGAUUUCCUGGCGCAGAUGGCUGCUAAGAAGGAAGCAUCUACAUCAGUGGUGGCAUGGCCUCCUGAGGUGCUUGACUUCAUGGCUGAGGAUGCGAUGGGCAGAUCGCGAUUCAGAUUUUAUUAG
Macadamia integrifolia is the source of this 2361-nucleotide messenger RNA. RefSeq lists its product as uncharacterized. NCBI's taxonomy places the organism in Eukaryota, Viridiplantae, Streptophyta, Magnoliopsida, Proteales, Proteaceae. Gene Ontology annotation, molecular function: catalytic activity. The transcript is spliced from 6 exons. Bases 1 to 2361 code for a protein of 786 amino acids. The record is from RefSeq and is a predicted model, not a curated record.